GCAGGCACAGGGCCUCUUUAACAAAGUCCUCCUCUCUUUGCUCCCUCCCACUUCAUUCACUUGCAAAUCAGUGUGUGCCCACAAGAGCCAGCUCUCCCGAGCCGGUAACCUUCCCAUCCUGGGAGCCGCAGUUCCAGCCGCCGCAGCAACAAACGCGGAGCCGGCGACCGCGGUGCCAGGAGCAGCCUGGGCUGGUCGCAGGGUCUCCCCGGGCGCAGGAGGACGAGCAGAGUUUGGGAGGAAGCAGAAGGAAGCAACUGCUCUGUGCCAAACCAAAGCAUUGGCUCAGAGAGGGCAGUGAGGGAAUAGCGCCACCAGUGUUAGCACUCUGAAGCCUACACUUAGAAACAAAGUGUGGCAGGACACAACCAGAUCACAUAUCCUCUGAGAGCCAAGCAAAGAACACUAAGGAAGAAAAGGGGAAUGAGACUGGAUAAAGCACCGUGAUAACAGGCACUUCAAGGAGAAGGGGCAACGUCUACGGAGAUUCUCUACUGUGUCAUCAGAAUGAGAACUUACCGGUACUUCUUGCUGCUCUUUUGGGUUGGUCAGCCCUACCCGACUUUCUCAACUCCAUUAGCUAAGAGGACUAGUGGUUUCCCGGCAAAGAAAAGGGCCCCAGAGCUCUCUGGAAGCAACAAAAAUGAGCUGAACCGUGCGAAAAGGAGCUGGAUGUGGAAUCAGUUCUUUCUCCUGGAGGAGUACACGGGAUCCGAUUAUCAGUAUGUGGGCAAGUUACAUUCAGACCAGGAUAGAGGAGAUGGAUCACUUAAAUAUAUCCUUUCAGGAGAUGGAGCAGGAGAUCUCUUCAUUAUCAAUGAAAACACAGGUGACAUCCAAGCCACCAGGAGGCUAGACAGGGAGGAAAAACCUGUUUACAUCCUUCGAGCUCAAGCUAUAAACAGAAGGACAGGGAGACCUGUGGAGCCUGAGUCAGAGUUCAUCAUCAAGAUCCAUGACAUCAAUGACAACGAACCAGUAUUCACCGAGGAGGUUUACACAGCCACCGUCCCCGAAAUGUCUGAUGUCGGCACAUUUGUUGUCCAAGUCACUGCAACCGAUGCUGAUGAUCCAACAUACGGCAACAGUGCCAAAGUUGUCUAUAGUAUUCUGCAGGGACAGCCCUAUUUUUCAGUUGAAUCAGAAACAGGUAUCAUCAAGACAGCUUUGCUCAACAUGGAUCGAGAAAACAGGGAGCAGUACCAAGUCGUGAUUCAGGCGAAGGACAUGGGCGGCCAAAUGGGGGGACUGUCGGGAACCACCACAGUGAACAUCACGCUGACGGACGUCAACGACAACCCUCCCCGCUUUCCCCAGAGUACAUACCAGUUUAAAACCCCUGAAUCUUCUCCACCGGGUACACCAAUUGGGAGGAUCAAAGCCAGCGACGCUGAUGUGGGAGAAAAUGCAGAAAUUGAAUACAGCAUCACAGACGGAGAGGGAUUGGACAUGUUUGAUGUCGUCACUGACCAAGAAACUCAGGAAGGGGUUAUAACUGUCAAAAAGCUUUUGGACUUUGAAAAGAAGAAAGUGUACAGCCUCAAAGUGGAAGCUACCAAUCCUCAUAUCGAACCCCGUUUUCUCUACCUGGGCCCAUUCAAAGAUUCAGCCACCAUUAGAAUCACGGUGGAGGAUGUAGACGAGCCUCCUGUCUUCAGCAAAAUGGCCUACAUCCUUCAAAUCAGAGAAGAUGCUCAGAUAAACACUACGAUAGGCUCAGUCACAGCCCAAGAUCCAGAUGCUGCCAGGAAUCCCAUCAAGUAUUCUGUCGAUCGACACACAGAUAUGGACAGAAUAUUCAACAUUGAUUCUGGAAAUGGUUCAAUUUUUACAUCGAAACUUCUUGACCGAGAAACGCUGUUGUGGCACAAUAUUACGGUGAUAGCAACAGAGAUCAAUAAUCCAAAGCAAAGCAGCCGAGUACCUCUAUAUAUUAAAGUUCUAGAUGUCAAUGACAAUGCCCCAGAAUUUGCUGAAUUCUAUGAAACCUUUGUUUGUGAAAAAGCAAAGGCAGAUCAGUUGAUUCAGACCCUACGUGCCAUUGACAAGGAUGACCCUUACAGCGGGCACCAAUUCUCCUUCUCUUUGGCCCCUGAAGCAGCCAGUGGCUCAAACUUCACCAUUCAAGACAACAAAGACAACACCGCAGGAAUCUUAACACGGAAAAAUGGCUAUAAUAGACAUGAGAUGAGCACCUACCUCCUGCCUGUGGUUAUUUCAGACAACGACUACCCAGUCCAAAGCAGCACUGGGACAGUGACGGUCCGAGUCUGUGCCUGUGACCACCACGGGAACAUGCAGUCCUGCACGGCCGAGGCCCUCAUCCACCCCACGGGCCUGAGCACGGGGGCUCUGAUAGCCAUCCUUCUGUGCAUCGUGAUCCUACUAGUGACAGUGGUGCUGUUUGCAGCUCUGAGGCGGCAGCGGAAAAAAGAACCUUUGAUCAUUUCCAAAGACGACAUCAGAGACAACAUCGUCAGCUACAACGAUGAAGGUGGUGGAGAGGAGGACACCCAGGCCUUUGACAUCGGCACGCUGAGGAAUCCUGAAGCCAUGGAGGACAACAAGUUACGCAGGGACAUUGUGCCCGAAGCCCUUUUCCUGCCGCGGCGGACUCCAACAGCUGGCGACAACACUGAUGUCAGAGAUUUCAUUAACCAAAGGUUGAAGGAAAACGACACGGACCCCACUGCUCCGCCGUACGACUCCUUGGCCACCUACGCGUACGAAGGCGCUGGCUCGGUGGCCGAUUCCCUGAGCUCGCUGGAGUCGGUGACCACGGAUGGAGAUCAGGAGUACGAUUACCUUAGUGACUGGGGCCCUCGGUUCAAAAAGCUCGCGGAUAUGUACGGAGGGGUGGACAGUGACAAAGACUCUUAAUCCGUUGCCUUUUUCAUUUUCCGGUACCACACUGAAAGAGCUGUGAAGUGGCAAUUUCUUUAUAUUUAUGCGCUACUCUGUGAAGGGUUUCUCUGUUCUGCCCCUUCCAAAAGUCAAUGGCUGCAGUCUGUGUGGAUCAAAUGUUAGAGACUUGUUUUCUAGUACACUUUUAUGAGCUUCCAAGGGGCAAAUCUUUAUUUUCUAGUGCAUCCAGUUUACCAAGUCAGUCCAACAGGCACCGUGCUAAAGGAGAGGAUAAGGAGCAGAGAUUUCACCUGUUUCCACUGACCUAGUCUCUUUACUACAUUUCACUGAGUCAGGCCAGACGGCAGCCCUAACUGUGCAUUUCACAUGCUAAUGGGGUAAGAAAUUGUGCUUUAAUGGUAAAAAUAUAAUUCUAGCGAAAGAGAUGAGGAAGGAACAACUGUGAUAUUGUUCCUGAUAUAUCAGCUGACAAGGAAACAAUAAAACUAAAUAUGGGUGUGUAUUUCUAUCACAAACGAACUACAAAUGGCAUUUGCCCAUCCUGUUUGUUGUUCAAGAAUCUUUCUGGCACCAACUAUUAUUCAAAAUAUUGAAUCCACCAGUGGAUUCUCAAUCCUCUUCACGAAUGGAAGCAAAUUAAACUGUAGCAUUCAAAAACAACAGCAACAAUUUAGUGAGACUUCAUUCCUUGCCAAUUGUUCACAAUUUGCUGUACAUCAGAUAUGUGAAAGGGUUCCCUUGCACCAUAUAAGGGGGAGACAGGAAAUGGCUAAUAAUGUUAAGGAAGGAAAUAUUUAGCAUAUUUAAAGUUUUGGUCACCACAUAGAUCACUUGAAAUUAUUUCAGCCUUCAGUAGGCUAAAAAGGAAUAAGUCCAAUUGUUUAAAAAGUCCCUGAAUGAAUUUUUCUAAGACAAAUUUUACCUCCUUGCUUGUAGUUUUGGUCAGUAUUAUUCUUAUAUACUUGAAAGUAGCAAUUUGAAGUACAAUAAUUCAUAUUCGUCAGAUACUUUGUACAGAAUUAUUGUGAAUGAGUAAAGUUAGAUUAAAUAAAGCUCAAAUCCUGCUCUUGGAGUUUGAUGGAGAGAUAAAAGCCAGCCUCAUUUAAAUCUAAUACCCCAUCCUUCAUGUCUGGGAACAUCUAUAUAUUUAUAUAACAUGAUAGAUAUAGAUGGAUGACACUGGGAUUGCAGUGAAAAUCUACAUAUUACAUGUUUGGAAGUAGCUUACAAAAGGAAAACUUGAAUCCCUUCAACAAAAGUGGUUAAGAUCAUAAUUAAAAUGAUAGUUGACUUUCAAAAGCAUUCAUAUUUUUCCAUUGUUUUUAACUUUGUUUCCUUGGCAACCCUGCCAUCUUUGUCAUUGAACUAGUGAUAAAGUAAUGGUCUCAAACUACAACAGAAAAGUAAUGUAAAAUCCAUCCAAUCUAUUAUUUUUCUAAUUAUGCAAUUAGCAUCAUGGUCAGUUAUUAUCCAAAGGACCUAACAGAACUGAACUAAUCCUUUUGGCAGGUUCAAAUCAUUUAUUUUAUAAGGCUUUUCUAAUGAUUGUUAUCAUUAGAAUCUUACAUUGUUCAGUGAUCAGAAAUUUCCAAAGGUAUUGUAAUGAAAACAUCCUUUUUUUAAAAAAAAAAACUUUAAAAGCCAACUGUGUAUAUAUAUUAUGUACUUAAGAAUACGCUGACUUCAUUUGUUAGUAUUAAGAAUUUAUUUUCAAUUAACGUUAAUUUUCUACAGAUAACCUUAGUGCAUUUCCAUUUGAGGAUAAUGUCACAUCAGCACAUAUUUCCUAUUUGGAAACACACUGUUUUGUUAAAUUUUAAAAUAGGCAUAUUAUCUAGGAAGUAAAGACAGGAACUUUAAAACAAAAGAAACGUAUUGUUUUUAGUUACCCAUUUUAUUCCUUAUGUUUCCUGAAUGGUUUCCCAUUUUGUAAUAGACUGCCCUGUACACUAAGAAGGUUUUCAUUUUGGGGUUAUUUCCUGCUUAUAGGGUGUUCUUAUUUUAGUUCACACACACGUACACACACACACACACACACACACACACACACACACACACACACACAGAAGAAUGCAAACAAAAUGCUACAAGAGGGCUUCACUGUAAUGAAUCAAUAUAUAUCAUAGUCACAGGUAAGCUUUGAAAAAAAGAUAACUUAGUAGAGUUAAAGUAAUAAGAAUUAGUUAUAUAUAGGAAUAGAACAGCAUCUUAAUCACAUGAUUAACUAUAAAAUUAGAGCUCUCUGUCCUUAUGUGUCAUGUCAUUGUAACAAAUUGAACCAAGAUAGCUCUGUUUAAGAAAAAAAAAGGCAUCCUGGAAAGGUUUCCUUUUGAGUUUUUGGCAUUAAUUCGAAUUUCUGACGGUUGACAAUGGCUGCUUCCAAAUAUUUAAGGAUAAGUUUACUUUCUCCUUAUUAAUGAAAGUACGUUAUACCAGAGAAGAAUAUUUGAGCUGUGAUUAGUAGGGUAUUUUAUCCCACUUGGAAAAUGCCACAUUGUAUUCGGAACAGGUUACUAUGACUAACUAAAAUUAUGUAAAAUUUAGAUGCCCUGAUUUGCUGAACUUUGCUUUGAAAUGUCCAUUUCAGUGGGAUUAAUAAUGUUUACUAUAUUACCACAAAAGCUGAUGAUGAAGUUACUUUUCUAAGAAAUUGAUAAUUUUUGAGACUCAGGAUGAAUAUUUAGUACUAAGGUCCUGCAAAGUAACAAAUUUCAAUGAUAUUUUCCUACAAUUAAGACUCUUUGAUGUCUUCAAAACAAAUAAGAGCCACAGUUUCAUCCUCCUGCAAGAGUCUCACUUCCUUCCCAACAAGAUAUCAGCUCUAACACCAUUCCUUUGUAGAUUUUUUUCCCUUUAUUUUUGUAAGUGCUAGAACCCAGACCAAGAUAGCUGAAUGAUUGCUGGAGAAAAACUAGUUUUCUGCUCAAUUGUCACACUGUCUCUUUCCUGAUAUUAGAUGUUACUGAUGAGGAAGAUGGAAGAAGACUGGGAAAAAGUAACAUUUUACUAUUUGCCUUAAGUGCUGAAAAACAAAAAUUUAUUAAAUAUAAGCAGAUUGCUUUGGUGGGCUGUUUCAAGGACUUGGAGACCUUUCUGACUAUUUCUGUUGCCCUCUAUUCAAAAUGGAAAAUUUUCUUCAAACUGCAAAGAUGUUCCCAAGAAUAAGCUGAAAAUUUAAAAACUUUCAGCCUUUGACCAGAAGUUUAAAGCGCCUUCACUUCAUGACUACUUUCUGUUGAAAGACCUGAAAACAUUUGCACCCAAAUAAGUAAAUAACUCUAAUGAGAGGGAAGUAAAGAUAGUUCCAUAGAAUCAUAAGAAAGGGAGUCUGGGCAUAGCAAAUGUAUGUGGAGUUUUUUUUUUCCUAGAAAUUUCCUAGCUUCUCUAUACAGUUGAGUAAAGGGAGGUUCAGAUCCAAAAUGACUCCAUUUUCAGACAGAACAAAACCUGGCAAUUCAAUUUUAACUCAGUAUUUUUAAAAAUAUGGCUUAGUUUUCAUUAUCAGCUCCCAAAAAGUUGUGUAAAAAGUUUUUUAAAACUAAAUCUCUAUCUUAGAAGAAUCCAAAUAUUAUGGAUACAAGUUAACUUUAGAAUGUUUCCUUUACUUACAUACUACUGAAGUACAUAAAAUUUAGAUGCCCUGAUUUGCUGAGCUUUGCUUUGAAAUGUCUGUUUCAGUGGAAUUAAUAAUGUAUAAACUUUGAAUUGGGCACUCCUUGAUUCUGUAUAUUUGAGGCCCAUAAAAAUCCUAUGCAGGGGAAAGGAAAGGACAGAACUGAUCCCUAAGAGUAAAUUAAAUGUUUAAAUCGGAUACUCUAUCAGCUACAUUCAUUUUCCCCAGGACCAGUAAAAAUUCUUUUACCCUGGUCAGUAGAUAUGAAGUGGUGGAAUUACUUUGGAAGAACUCUACAAAGUCAUGAUCCCUACUAUUUUUAAAGGUAUCCUCUGAAAAGGAUCAUUUCGUGUAAUUUUAUUUUUAUGUUUUUAUCUAGAAGACAUCUUUUUUGAGUUGUGAUAUUGUGGCAGGGGAUUAAAAAAUCCAAGCAGUGCAUUGUGUUUAAAUUAACACUACGAUUUGACCUUCUUUAUCAGAUUAUAAGAGUAGAUAGACUUACCACUUGGUGAAUUGGUCUCAGGAAGAUGUACUAUUUCGUAAGCUCUAACAAGCAGCUUUCUUUUCCAGAGAAUGUAGAAUUACAGCUUGGUCUCCUUAAAAAAAUUCAGGGACUAUUAUGGCUGCAGCAUUUUUAAUCUCCCUUUGGCAUAUUUAUGGAAUAAUUUUCUUAAAGGGGUAAUUCUCUACUAAAAAUAAAAUGCCAGACCCCAACCAUAUUUAACAUGGAGAGCAAUAUCCUCUUAGAAAGGAAAUACGUUGACUUACACACUUGUUCAACAACAAUGAAGAAAUAGCUCAUUUUUAAAGCCAGAAGUUUAUGGUCUCUGCAUCAUCAAUUUAAUUUAAGCAUUGCUGAAACAAUCUUUAAUCUACUCCCUAUUUUGUAAUACCUUAUUUAUUUAGGAUUUUCAUUUUUUAAUUUGGGGGUGGGGAUGUUAGCCCAACAGAGCCAGUAGGAAGAUGAAAGACCUGAAAGGAGGUCAAAUGCAAAGUAAGACUAUUACCCACUGUAUUUCAGACAGGACUGAGGCACUUAGCCAGAGAGCCACUGGGUUAUUAGAUUAAUUUCAAAAGAGCUUUUACAAGUUGCUUAAUUUCGUUUUUUUUUUUUAAACCCAUGGACCACAAACUCAAAUCUCUCCUCAAAUGGGGUUAAUUUGACAGAUGAGGCCUGGACCAGCGUUGCGGAAAAAGCAUUCCACUAUAAUGCAAUCUUGGCCUUACCUUGUGAGACCACACUAUUUAUGUAAAUAUGUCUGGAGGCACCUUCUGCAAGGUUUUAGUUUUCUAUGAUCUAUUAGUUUAGUGGUUAUUAAAGAAUCAAAUGUAUAGAAUUACUAGGCAUUCUGGGAGAAUGCUGUGUAGCAAACGUAAAAUUGAUGUGCUCAAAAGAAGCAUUGGAAUGCUUCAAGCCCACUCUACUAUUUUGUUUGUGAUUCUUUUCAUUGCUUUGAAAGUAAACUGCAUAAGAAUAGGCCUUAUAAAAAAUGCUAUGUGCGUCUUCAGUAGUAACAAGCUAAGGCAAUUUGGCAUUCUCCUGCUGUGAUUUGUGAUUUUUAAACCCAGAAAAUAAAGUUUGGGUAUUGAUUGUUUUUAAUUAAAAGUACUCCCAAGUAUAAAUUGAAACUGCUGCCACACUUGAAGUUUCAGUGGCUGGAGUGCUCAAUUCAUGUCGUUUUUCUCAGUAACAUUCAUGUCUUUAGCAACAGGAACAACUGAUGGAAACAGUCGUUGCUCAGCAUUCAUCAACAUAUCUAGUUAGGCAGAUUUUCAUAACUUCACAGUUUACAUCAGAAAGUUUUCUGUAUUAAAGAACAGGGUUGAGACAAUUACCUUGUAGCUCAGUGUUGCCCGGACCUUUUGUUGCAGUCAGAUGGCAAAUAUGUACUCCUUGAAAUGGUUUCUUUUCUUCCGUUUUGUUUCCUUAGACUUUCAAAUUUGAAAAGAAUGCAAUUUAAAAAGUGAUUUUUCACAAAGAGUAAAUAUGCCUUUUGCAAAUCAAUUUUUGUAACAAGUUAUUUAUACGAUAUUACUUAAUAAACUGUUUUUUUCUAA
Molecule: messenger RNA, 8536 nt
Organism: Choloepus didactylus (southern two-toed sloth)
Lineage: Eukaryota; Metazoa; Chordata; Mammalia; Pilosa; Megalonychidae
Gene: CDH6
Product: cadherin 6
Exons: 13
Coding region: 508-2880 (790 amino acids)
Biological process (GO): cell-cell junction assembly; homophilic cell-cell adhesion; cell morphogenesis
Cellular component (GO): catenin complex; plasma membrane; adherens junction
Molecular function (GO): calcium ion binding; cadherin binding
Source: RefSeq, a predicted model, not a curated record